UCCCUUUCACCCGAAUGUUCUCCCUUCAAGCAGCGUUAUGACUCUUGUUUCAACCUUUGGUUUGAGGGCUACCUACAACCCGCUCUGGACAGCUCCAAUAUCUCACGAAUAUCCUCUACUCCCAUCAAAGCUGAAGAGUACGAAAUGGCAUGUGGGCAAGCCUGGAGAGAGUACCAAAGCUGUUUGAAGGUAGCGAUCAAGCAGAAUGCUAGUCUAUCAACUCUGUUGGACCAGGCCAGGGAGGAACACCCAUUACAUGAUCUUGUGGGACUACGUGGAACCGCCUGGGACCCUCAGACGCCCAUCACCCCAGUGGAAUGA
Messenger RNA from Tremella mesenterica DSM 1558, 321 nucleotides. RefSeq lists its product as uncharacterized. The transcript has 3 exons. NCBI's taxonomy places the organism in Eukaryota, Fungi, Basidiomycota, Tremellomycetes, Tremellales, Tremellaceae. The annotation marks the transcript as partial. The record is from RefSeq and is a predicted model, not a curated record.